Messenger RNA from Sebastes umbrosus (honeycomb rockfish), 1503 nucleotides. RefSeq names its product small integral membrane protein 36 (gene smim36). NCBI's taxonomy places the organism in Eukaryota, Metazoa, Chordata, Actinopteri, Perciformes, Sebastidae. The record is from RefSeq and is a predicted model, not a curated record. The transcript has 2 exons. Bases 250 to 573 code for a protein of 107 amino acids.
AGGUUGGAGGAGCAGCGGAGGAUUAAUGUCCUUUAAAGCACAAAGCUUCUCCCCCUCUCUCUCUCUCUCUAUCUCUGAUCCUCUCAUUUCAUCUCUCUCUCUCUCUCUCUCUCUCUCUCCAGCCAGCUGUCCAUCUCUCCUCCAUCAUCACGCUCUCUCCUCUCUUCCCCGUAUCUCCUCUCUGGCUCUCUCUUUUUGCCGACUGUCCCGUCACCUCUGUGGACCCGGGGCGAGAUAUGAAGCGGCACCAUGGGUUUCAUGGAAUUCUACCUGGAGAUUGACCCGGUCACGCUGAACCUCAUCAUCCUGGUCGCCAGCUAUGUCAUCCUGCUCCUGGUCUUCCUCAUCUCCUGCAUCCUGUACGACUGCCGGGGCAAAGACCCCACCAAGGAGUACGCCCCGGACAACGCGCCGCCGCCGCCCAGCCAGUCGCCCAUACGUCUGGUGGUCAUGCAGAACUCGCCCGCCUCGACCCGCUAUGAGCCCAACAACACGGCCGGCCACGGCGAGCUGCCGACGCCGGACCUGAGCCGGGACAGAGGAGAGAGGGAGAAGAGGAGUACUCUGGUCUGAGGAAGAGGAGGAAGAGGAGGAGGAGGAAGGACAACCAUGAAGUGCUGUUGGAUCACUCUGUUCACUGUUUUUACUUCUGGACUCUUUAUUUUACUUUUUAACAUCUGGAUGGUGUUGAAGGGCUGCUGAGGUAUGCGGCCACAAACUUCCAGAAGCCCCUUAAAUUCCUGCCGUCAGCCUCCGCCAGCCUCCGCCAGCCUCCGCCCAGCUGCCGGUUCAUCCUGAACCCUCGGAGGGUUCCAUCACAUCCCACCGGAGGCUGCUGAGGACCCAAGCACAUCCCACCCAGACUGAUCCAUCCAUGGGUUUAUUUGGAGUGUUUACUGCUCCAUGUGGCGCCCAAAGACACGUCUGACUCCAACUGAGGUUUAAAUAUCUGCUGGGACACCGGAGACAUUUGGACUCUUCUGGAGCUGCUCGUCCUCCUGCAGUAACACUAACAGACGUCGUCUCGAGCCAACUGGGACUGAGGCGUUGUUAAAUGGGAAAAGACAAGAUGAUAAAAGCCCUAACCCUUCACCUGGUGUCAGUUCAUAUCUGGUGAUUUCAUUAACUGCACAUCUGUCAGGGAUGUUUCUCUUAAGGCCCCUUAAACAUGAACGUCUCCUGAGCUGUUCGUGUUUUCCUUCUGUCGACCCUCAGAGGGCUGUUUCAUAACGAUGUCUCUUAUUGUGAAAAGCCUGUCUUGAAUUUGAUUGAAAGAUUAAAGUUCCUUUAAGCGAUCGGUUAAAAACAACCUUAAAUAACGCUGAUAAUCCAUUACAAAACCCUUAAUAGGAAAGAAAGGACUGACUCAAAUUGAAAGCCACAAAAAACAUUUUAAGGGUUUUAAAAAUAAAAAAAAUGCAGAGGAGAUUACCAAUUAAAACCCUUUAAUAUAUUACUGUAUACUUUAACAGGUUCAUUUGUCUUUGGCAUAAAAACCCUUAA